GCUCUGACGAAUGAGGAGCGCUUGGGGAUCGCCAUAACUGGGAGGACUGGUUGGUGCUGUGGGCGCUCGUGGCUGCUGCCGGCUGAAUCAGGAUGGGUGACAAGCCGAUUUGGGAACAGAUUGGAUCCAGCUUUGUGCAGCACUACUAUCAGCUGUUUGACACUGACAGGUCCCAGCUGGGAGCAAUAUAUAUUGACGCAUCAUGCCUUACGUGGGAGGGACAGCAAUUCCAGGGAAAAGCAGCGAUUGUUGAGAAGCUAUCUAGCCUUCCCUUCACAAAAAUCGCUCACAGCAUAACGGCACAGGACCACCAGCCCACACCAGACAGCUGUAUCCUCAGUAUGGUGGUGGGGCAGCUGAAGGCUGAUGAGGACCCCAUCAUGGGCUUCCACCAGAUCUUCCUGUUGAAGAACAUCAAUGAUGCCUGGGUGUGCACUAAUGACAUUUUCCGGCUGGCGCUGCACAAUUUUGGCUAAAGGUGGGAGAUGGGACACUGGCUUGGGGGUGGGGACAGUGGGCUGGAGUGACCCUUGCAUUCAUCUGUACCCCUCCUUGCCCCACCCUGCCUUGUCCUACCCCGAUGCCUGGCUGCUGUUGAUGCCGCCUCCAUCCUUCAUCCAUGCCUCGAUGUUGCUCCACAGCGGAAUCUGUAACACACUCACAAACGGCAUGAAAAAGAAAAGCUGCCCGUCAGGAUCAAGAACUGAGCCUCGGCACGUGCUCUGGCAGAAACCAUGAUGUACUCUGUGGCUGAGUGGUGUGGCUGCCAUGGUAACGAGCAACACUGCCACUGUCUUCUCCCAUUGGGAUGCUUGAUCACCUGCGUGUGGGAGAUUCCAGUGGAAACAAAAACUUAUACAGCAUUUCAUUUUUUUUGUUAUACUUCCUGCCCUAGUUAUUUCUCUGCUAGUGCAGUGCGAUAUUCCACUAACUCCUUUCUUUUGUUCUCCAUCAGUGAUAUUGCUCUAAUUUCUUGUUCUCACUGGUUCCUCUAACGAUCCAAAGAACCAAACCGUAGGUACUCCCACCGCCUUUCUCACACACACACACACCCCCAUGUUGGCUCCUGCUCCCCUCUUUCCCCUUUCCUCUGUCCCACAAUGACUUCUGAAGCCACGACAUACAAUAAA
Messenger RNA from Scleropages formosus (Asian bonytongue), 1130 nucleotides. Its product is annotated as nuclear transport factor 2. The transcript has 5 exons. The coding region runs from base 93 to 476 and encodes 127 amino acids. Lineage: Eukaryota; Metazoa; Chordata; Actinopteri; Osteoglossiformes; Osteoglossidae. The record is from RefSeq and is a predicted model, not a curated record. Gene Ontology annotation, biological process: nucleocytoplasmic transport.